AUGUCCGCAAAGGAGCGCAAAGCGUACAGUGGCGCUUUCAGGUGUAUGUACACUUCACUUUCUAAGUCUGAUUCGACAUUGGUUCCUGGAGCUCGAUCCCGAUACGACGACUUCGUUGGACAGCACAUCAAUCAAACCAGAUCGAUUCAUGGUACUGGAAACUUCUUAAGCUGGCAUAGGUACUUUGUGCAUUCCUUUGAGAAUGCACUAAGGGAAGAGUGCGGCUAUACUGGCUUUCAGCCGUACUGGAACUGGUUUAGUUACCAGGAUGAUCUGAGCAAGUCCCCUGUUUUCGAUGGUUCUGCUACAAGCAUGGGUGGUGAUGGCUACUAUGUCAAGCAUAAUGGAAGUACUGGUGGCGGUGGCAGAAUUUAUCUACCGUCUGGCAACGGUCGUGGCUGCAUCAAAAGCGGACCGUUCAAAAACGUGCAACUAAACCUUGGACCCAUUAGCCCUACCAUGGCCGGAGCAAACAAAUCGGCAUCAGCGCUGGCCUGGAACCCGCGCUGUGCGAAGAGGGAUCUUACCAAUUUCGCAUCUAAUACCUGGUUCACUUUCGAAAACCUGUACAACAUCACGCUUGGUGCCGCAUCUAAGGACAUUUCAUCCUUUCAAAAUGAACUUCAGGGUCGUUUUGCGGAUGGCUUCCUUGGUCUUCACGCUUCGGGUCAUUUUGCCAUAGGUGGCGACAGCGGUGACCUCUACAGUAGUGUCAACGAUCCCGUUUUCUUCAUGCAUCAUGCAAUGCUUGACAGAGUAUGGUGGAUCUGGCAAGCGCUGCACCUAGACCAGGCCAGGUCUGUUGAGGGAUCGCGCUCUAUGUUAGACCCAAACGACCCAAGGACUACGCUUGACCAUGUCAUUGAGACCAACUGGCUGAACACUCCCGAUGUCAAGAUUAGUGACGUUAUGAGCACUCUCAGCGGAGAGCCUCUGUGCUACAUCUAUUUGUAG
Alternaria arborescens is the source of this 954-nucleotide messenger RNA. RefSeq lists its product as hypothetical. The record is from RefSeq and is a predicted model, not a curated record. The coding region runs from base 1 to 954 and encodes 317 amino acids. NCBI's taxonomy places the organism in Eukaryota, Fungi, Ascomycota, Dothideomycetes, Pleosporales, Pleosporaceae. Gene Ontology annotation, molecular function: oxidoreductase activity. The transcript is spliced from 3 exons.